Molecule: messenger RNA, 2081 nt
Organism: Rhea pennata
Lineage: Eukaryota; Metazoa; Chordata; Aves; Rheiformes; Rheidae
Gene: TTYH2
Product: tweety family member 2
Exons: 14
Coding region: 1-1605 (534 amino acids)
Cellular component (GO): plasma membrane
Molecular function (GO): intracellularly calcium-gated chloride channel activity; volume-sensitive chloride channel activity
Source: RefSeq, a predicted model, not a curated record
AUGCCGGCCGCCCGCGCCGACUACCUGGCGCCCUGGUGGGCGGCCUGGCUGCACGGGCUGCCGCACCGCGGCCUGCGCCUCCAGCCCGUGCCCGCCGCCUUCCGCCCGCGGGACCCCGACUACCAGCAGUCGCUGCUUUUCCUGGGCUUGGUGGCUGCCGUCUGCCUCGGCCUCAACCUCCUCUUCCUCACCGUCUACCUGAUCUGCCUGUGUUGCCGCAAGCGGGAUGCGGAGCCGGGGAGCAAGCGGCGCAACUCCUGCUGCGUCACCUGGACGGCCGUCGCCGCCGGGCUCAUCUGCUGCGUGGCCGUCGGCGCCGGCUUCUACGGGAACAGCGAGACCAACGACGGCGUGUACCAGCUGCUCUACGCCCUGGACAACGCCAACCGUACCCUGGCCGGCAUCGACUCCCUGGUCGCCGGCACCACGCUGCAGAUGGGAACGGGCCUGGAGCAGCACCUGGCGCGGCUGGAAGAGCUCUUGGCCGCGCGGAGCGACUACGUGCAGAGCCUCAAGUUCGUGCGGCAGCUGGCCGGCAACGUGGCGCUGGAGCUGGCGGGGCUGCCCGCGCGGCGGGAGCUCAGCGCCGACCUGACCGCACUCGCCGGGCGCGUGGGCUACGCGGAGUACUACCGGUGGCUGGCCUAUCUGCUCUUCUUCAUCCUCGUCCUCGCCGUCUGUCUCCUGGCCUGCCUGGGGCUGGCCAAGCGCUCCCGGUGCCUCCUCGCCACGAUGCUCUGCUGCACGCUCGUGACGCUCGUGCUCAGCUGGGCCUCCAUGGCCGUGGACACGGCGGCAGCGGUGGGCACCAGCGACUUCUGCGUGGCCCCGGACAAGUUCGUGGCGAACCUGACGGAGAGCGACAUCAGCGCGGAGGUGCUUCGUUACUACCUGUACUGCGACCAGAGCUGGAGCAACCCCUUCCAGCAGGCACUGACCGUCUUCCAGCGCUCGCUCACCACCAUGCAGAUCCAGAUCCAGGGCCUGCUGCAGUUCGCGCUGCCCCUCUUCCCAACGGCCGAGAAAGACCUGCUGGGGGUCCAGCAGCUCCUCAACGCCUCGGAGAGCAGCCUGCACCAGCUCACCGCCCUGCUCGACUGCCGGGGCUUGCACAAGGACUACCUGGACGCCCUCAUCGGCAUCUGCUACGACGGGCUCGAGGGCUUGCUCUACCUCAGCCUCUUCUCCCUGCUGGUGGCCGCCUCCUUCUCCACCAUCAUCUGCGCCACGCCGCGCGCCUGGACGCGCUCGGCUCGCCGGGACCGGGACUACGACGACAUGGACGAGGAAGACCCCUUCAACCCGCAGGCGCGCCGCAUCGCCGCCCACAACCCGGCCCGCGGGCAGCUCCGCAGCUUCUGCAGCUACAGCAGCAGCCUGGGCAGCCAGAGCAGCCUGCAGCCGCCCGCCCAGACCGUCUCCAACGCCCCCGUCUCCGAGUACAUGAACCAAGCCGCGCUCUUCGGCGGAAACCCGCGCUACGAGAACGUGCCCCUCAUCGGACGAGGCUCUCCUCCCCCUACGUACUCCCCGAGCAUGCGAGCCGCCUACCUCUCCGUCGCCGAUGAGCGCCUGCGGCACCGCGGCACCGACUUCCCGGCCUAGGGCGCUCGGCGUUUCUCUCGACGGGAACCAAAGACAGCGGGAAAACGGGCGGCAGCAGGUCUCCCGGCGGGAAGAGCGGGGGCCGGAGCCGACGGGAGCGGCGGCGCGCCGGCUGCUCCCCCACGUCCUCCUCUCCCCGGGCACCUCCUGCCCGCUCGAGUCUUCCUCUCCUCUCCGGAGCGCGCCCGGGCCGGGUGCCCCCCUCCCGCCCCGGGGCGGCGGCGACGCCGGGACGCUCGGCGUGUCCGUCCCGCGCGCCGUCCGCCCGUGUUAGGCGUGAGCAGCCGUUGGAAACCUCCUGGAGAGUCGAUCUGGGGUUUUUGUUUGUUUGUUUGUUUGCUUUUAAUGUUUUAAUGGUACUGGUAGAAGAGCUGUUUUCAAACGCAUGUGAACUAACCUCGUUAGGCCGCGGCGGGGUCCGGCCUGAUCCCCGCGUGCCUCAGCGGAGGCGGCAAUAAACUCCUGGACUAAACUUA